AUUAGGGAGACCAAACUGCAAUUUGUCUAAACUCUAAACCAGCAGUUCAUUAGACUUAUAUAAUUUUAACUUUUCAGUCAAGUGGAGCUCCGAGCAAAGUACUGUGCAAUUUCUUCAUCUAUGGAAGAAGACGAUAAUCUCCCGAACACCGCCGCCGCCGAGGCGUCGGAUUCCGCUCUCCAACGGAAGCAUGCGGCGAUGAUCGAACGCCUUUCGAACUCACACCAAUCACGUUUGGCUCGCAAACCCAAUUCAGAAUCGAACUCUACGUUCAUCUCCACAAGUUCCUUUCUUUCUCGUUUCUCCGAAUCCAAAAACUCCAUUGAAUCCACACUCUCUCGCAUCCGUCAAACGCCCGACCCGCAUUCCAACCCGACUCUUAAAUCCGAACUCGACGACGUCUCAAUAUCCAUCGCAGAUCUCGAAAAACUCGUCGCUGAAAACUCCUUUUCCCUACCAUCCUACGAAGUCCGUACAUGCCUCAAAACUAUAACCGAUCUAAAACAAUUAGUUGAACAGGUUACGGGCGAAGUAAUCCCAAGGAAGAAAUUCUCUUUCAAAAACAAAUCAACGAAGAAAAUCACAACGCAAAACGACAUCGUAUCAGAAGUUCCAAAUGUGGAAUCAAAGGAUUCAGUGUUAAUGGUUUUGGAUUCGCCAGGGUUUAGGGGCAAAGAAAAUGAGGUAUUAGUGAAGGAAUUCGGUAGGGGUAAUGAUGAAGAGAUUAGGGAAUUCGUUUUAUCGGAUUUAAAGGGCUGUGAUGUGAGAUUAAUGGGGAAUGUGAGGGCAUUGUUUGUGCAUAAACUGAUUGAUUGUAAGGUAUAUGUUGGACCUGUUUUUGGGUCAGUGUUGAUUGAAGAAGUGACAAAUUGUGUGUUUGUUAUGGCAUCGCAUCAGAUUCGGAUUCAUCAAGCUAAAAGAUGUGAUUUUUAUCUUCGAGCGAGGAGUAGGCCGAUAAUCGAGGACAGUGAUGGUGUAAGGUUUGCACCGUAUUGCUUAAAGUAUGAAGGGAUUGAGAAGGAUCUUGAGGAAGCUAAUCUUGGUGAAGAGACAGGUAAUUGGUCGAAUGUAGAUGAUUUUAAGUGGUUAAGGGCAGUGCAGUCUCCAAAUUGGUCUAUUUUACCAGAAAAUGAACGCGUUGGCACAGUUGAUAUUUCAAAUCGAGAACCAAAAAUUUGAAUCUUUUGUCGCGAGGAGCGACUGCUUAGCUUGACAACUUAUUUUCUUUAAGUGGCACCUACUGCUUAAUCAUACAAAAGUUUCUCGAUUUUCCUACAUCGUCAUGCUGAUUGCUUUGACUCUAUGUCACUGAUUUGAAUGGACUCAGCAGAACUAACAAAGUUUAGAGAAUAUGGUCUGGGGGCUUAAUAAAUCUUUAAAAAGCCGCUAGCAUAAUUGCUGGACACUGUCUAAUGAAGAAGCUGUGGGAAUUGCUAUUGAUGAUUCAGUUUAUCUGUAAUGACUUAAGCUAAAUUUGAUCAGUUUAAGUAUUUCGAUGAGUUGGGUAAUAGAGCUCUAUCCUUUAUAUAUUUGCGAGUCCUGUAGUAUGCAAAAUACUAGUCUUUGGCUCUCUUCUUUAUGGCUAUAUUCAAAGAACUAUCUCAAGUUCUAACCAUUCAACGAUGAUCCUAUCAUGUUUUUCUUGGAACAUGUCAAUAUUCUAUAUUAGGAUUGGAAUGUAGCAUCAUUGGGAGGCUCAGUUGGUGCUUUCAGUGGCAUGAUUCGCGCUGAGGGACCUUCUUCUCUCUUUACAAGGGCCUAGUUCCCUCCAUCAUAAGCAUGGCACCUUCAGGCACAGUUUCUAUGUAGGGGUAAUAAUGAAGAGAUUAGGUAAUGGCUAGCAAUGGUGGUUGUAGAUGUCGGUCAAGAUAAUGUUGGCUAAUGGUGAGGUGUGUUAGUAGCUCGUGGUGAUGGUCAUUGAGAGUAGAGAUUGAUGCUAGUAGUUGGUGAUGGCGGUUGAUAGUUGUGAAGGAUGAUGGUAAUAGCUAACAAUGGUCGUGAAUAAUGAAUGUGGUUGCCGAUUUAUCACGUGGUGACUAAAGAAGGUGAUUCAUGGUUAUUGUGGUAGUUUGUGAUAAUGAUUGUAAAUGGUGGUUAGUGUUGGUGGACGGCAAUUACGAUAGUUAAAAUUUGAAUGAUUAAAUGUAAAUAUAUGAGGCCUUAGAAUAUUAUGAAGAAAAUACCUGUUCAGUUCA
Messenger RNA from Solanum tuberosum (potato), 2195 nucleotides. RefSeq names its product tubulin-folding cofactor C. The transcript is spliced from 2 exons. Gene Ontology annotation, biological process: tubulin complex assembly; post-chaperonin tubulin folding pathway. Gene Ontology annotation, molecular function: tubulin binding. Bases 121 to 1179 code for a protein of 352 amino acids. NCBI's taxonomy places the organism in Eukaryota, Viridiplantae, Streptophyta, Magnoliopsida, Solanales, Solanaceae. The record is from RefSeq and is a predicted model, not a curated record. Gene Ontology annotation, cellular component: cytoplasm.